UAAUAAUAUAUUAAAAAAACCGUGAUACUAUCGAUCGUUUAAACCGACACCAUCUAGCUUUAUUUGUUUAAAUUAGAUUAUUCCAUUAAAAUGAUGGAAAGAAUGCAUAGCAUAUCUUGAAUUUUUGCUAUAAGCUUACACUAGGGCACUCACAAUCUGCAUAUGCAUGCAUGGCGAAAGCAACACGCAUAGCAGUGAUUCCCAGCGCAGGGUUCAGCCAUUUCGUCCCCAUUAUCAACUUCUCAAAGCUUCUCGUGGACCUUCACCCUCACAUUCACCUAACAUGCAUCAUUCCAAUACUGGGGUCUCUCCCAGCUGCUGCAAAACCCAUUCUCCAAACCCUUCCACCGAGAAUCUCCACCGUUUUUCUUCCACCGGUGAGCCUCCGUGACCUUCCUCAGGGGGUUCCCGUGGUGCUGCAGAUCCAGCUCGCCAUGAAUCUCUCCAUGCCCUCCAUCCACCGCACGCUCAGCGCCAUCACUUCCAACAACCCUCACGUGGCCAUGGUGGUUGACACCUUCGCAUAUGGGGCUCUGGAUUUUGCUCAAGAGUUCAACAUGUUGUCCUACGUUUACUUCCCCUCUGCUGCAACCACUCUCUGCACGCACUUCUACUUGCCCACGCUCCACAACGAAACGUUCUGCGAGUACAGAGAUCUGCCCCACCCCAUCACAGUACCAGGGUGUGUGCCCUUUCAUGGCAGGGAUCUCUAUGCUCAAGCACAGGAUCGAAAGAGUCAGUUCUACAAAAUGUCUCUUAAACGCUACGAAUCCUACCGUUUUCUCGAUGGAAUCUUCAUCAACAGCUUUUUGGAAUUGGAGACCGGUCCGAUCAGAGCAUUCAAAGAUAAGGAAAGGGGUUACCCUCCUUUGUAUCCUGUUGGACCGAUUGUUCAAACAGGGACAACAGCUACAGCUGGUUGUACAACAGGGUUGGAGUGUCUGACAUGGUUGGACAAGCAACAAGACGGUUCGGUUUUGUAUGUUUGUUUUGGGAGUGGUGGAACACUCUCACAAGAGCAAACGAACGAGCUGGCACAUGGUUUGGAAUUGAGCAAGCACAAGUUCUUGUGGGUUGUGAGAGCGCCAAGCGAUGAGGCGAAUGCAGGAUAUCUGGAUGGAGAAAAAGAUGCAGACCCAUUAGAGUUCUUGCCAAGUGGGUUCUUGGAGAGGACGAAAGAGCAAGGUAUGGUUGUUCCUUCAUGGGCACCCCAGAUUGAAAUCUUGGGCCAUGGUUCAGUUGGAGGGUUUUUGACUCACUGUGGGUGGAAUUCAACGCUGGAGAGUGUGGUGCAUGGUGUGCCACUCAUCACGUGGCCACUGUUUGCUGAGCAGAGAAUGAAUGCGGUUGUGAUGAGUGAAGGUGCGAAAGUGGGAGUGAGGCCAUUAGAGAGUGAAAAUGGGUUGGUGGAAAGAGCAGCCAUUGUUGAGGUGAUAAAGUGUUUGAUGGAAGAAGAAGAAGAAGGAAAGGAAAUGAGGAAGAGAAUGAAGGAGUUGAAAGAAGCUGCUGCUAAUGCUCUCAAAGAAGAUGGAGCUUCUACCAGAAAUCUUUCUCAGGUGGCACACAGGUGGAAGAUGUUGGCACAGGAAAGAAGUUGAGUUUCAUUUCAAUGGUGUGGUUACAAAUUAAAUAUUGUAAUCUUACUUUUAUUCUAAAUAUCUUAGUUUUCAUAUUUCAAAAUAAUCAUAAUUAAAUACCUAAAUUGGUCUA
Vigna radiata var. radiata (mung bean) is the source of this 1710-nucleotide messenger RNA. Its product is annotated as hydroquinone glucosyltransferase. Lineage: Eukaryota; Viridiplantae; Streptophyta; Magnoliopsida; Fabales; Fabaceae. The transcript has 2 exons. Gene Ontology annotation, molecular function: UDP-glycosyltransferase activity. The coding region runs from base 171 to 1598 and encodes 475 amino acids. The record is from RefSeq and is a predicted model, not a curated record.